Molecule: messenger RNA, 1567 nt
Organism: Phacochoerus africanus (Common warthog)
Lineage: Eukaryota; Metazoa; Chordata; Mammalia; Artiodactyla; Suidae
Gene: STOML2
Product: stomatin like 2
Exons: 10
Coding region: 354-1424 (356 amino acids)
Cellular component (GO): membrane
Source: RefSeq, a predicted model, not a curated record
GAGUCUCCGGUGGGGGUAAACAACUCUGUGGGAGGUUUUUCUGGGCCACAUGCACGCGGAAAAUAGCCUCUGUUUGGUCACGUUUCCGGGACCUUGAGCUUGAUCAGCGACAAGCCGAAGAAUCUUUUGCCUCCCACCGUCUUUAGAAGGUCUGCGUCUUACUAGGAACAACCUGACGCACGCUUCCGCCAGGGAACGCUGAUUGGCUGAGUGUGGAAAGGGGCGGGGAAGGGAAGGCCGGAAGUACAUCCGGCGGAGUGGAAAUACCGGAGGAAAGGUUCAGGUCCGGACAUUCAGAACGACCGCUCUGCUCCUCGUCUCUUUGGUUCCGGAGGUCGCUGUGGCCGUGGGAAAUGCUGGCGCGCGCGGCGCGGGGGACUGGAGCCCUUUUGCUGAGGGGCUCCGUACAGGCUUCUGGCCGUGCUCCGCGCCGCUCCUCCUCUGGAUUGCCCCGAAACACCGUGGUACUAUUUGUGCCCCAGCAGGAGGCCUGGGUGGUGGAGCGAAUGGGCCGAUUCCACCGGAUCCUGGAGCCUGGCUUGAACAUCCUCAUCCCUGUGUUAGACCGGAUCCGCUAUGUCCAGAGUCUCAAGGAAAUUGUCAUCAACGUGCCUGAGCAGUCAGCUGUGACUCUUGACAAUGUAACUCUGCAAAUUGAUGGAGUCCUUUACCUGCGCAUCAUGGACCCUUACAAGGCCAGCUAUGGUGUGGAGGACCCUGAGUAUGCUGUCACCCAACUAGCUCAGACAACCAUGAGAUCAGAGCUUGGCAAACUUUCUCUGGACAAAGUCUUCCGGGAGCGGGAGUCCCUGAAUGCUAGCAUUGUAGAUGCCAUCAACCAGGCUGCUGACUGCUGGGGCAUCCGCUGCCUCCGUUAUGAGAUCAAGGAUAUCCAUGUGCCACCCCGGGUGAAAGAGUCCAUGCAGAUGCAGGUGGAGGCAGAGCGGCGGAAACGGGCCACGGUUCUGGAGUCUGAGGGUACUCGAGAGUCGGCCAUCAACGUGGCAGAGGGGAAGAAGCAGGCACAGAUCCUGGCCUCCGAGGCAGAAAAGGCUGAACAAAUAAAUCAGGCAGCAGGAGAGGCCAGUGCAGUUCUGGCCAAAGCCAAGGCUAAAGCUGAAGCUAUUCGCAUUCUGGCUGCAGCUCUGACGCAACAUAAUGGAGAUGCAGCAGCCUCACUGACUGUGGCCGAGCAGUAUGUCAGCGCGUUCUCUAAACUGGCCAAAGACUCCAACACUAUCCUGCUGCCCUCCAACCCUGGCGAUGUCACCAGUAUGGUGGCUCAGGCCAUGGGUGUGUAUGGGGCCCUCACCAAAGCCCCAGUGCCAGGGCCUCAGGACUCAGUCUCCAGCAGGAGCAGCAGAGAUGUCCAGGGCACAGAUGCAAGUCUUGAUGAGGAACUCGAUCGAGUCAAGCUGAGUUAAUGGAGUUGGGCUUGGUCAGGGAGGCGGGGGACAGGGAAGCAGCAUUCCCAGACUCUGGCUGUAGCCUCCCUGCCAAGAUUUUGGUUAUUAUUUUUUUAUUUGAACUUUAAUCAUGUAAUAAACUGGCCAAUGGCAAAACAAAA